GCAAUUCCGUUGGCGACGCGCGAAGGAAAUAAGCUCUCCUCGUGCAUUUAAUAAUCAACUCUAUGAGAGUAAAUUACCUCUAGAUAUCAUUUUUGAUUUUCCUUUUUCUUCUCACCCUCCCCAGUGAAGCUUCCGUCGAUUGAUGGCGGCGGGGUAGAACAACUACUCUUCAAAAGAUGCGCAACCUCAAAACCGUGCGCCUCGCCGAGGUGCAGCUCCAGAACGAGCUUCCUUUGACGUCAACAGCCUGGGAUACAGCUUCGGAUGCUGUUGUUUGUACCUUUGGACCUACCGCGUCUAACCCAGUCAUUGAGCUUCGCAGGAAACGCCAUGACGCCUAUUUUUCAGAUCCCAUAGGAGCGGAUGCAUUUGAGUGCAUCGCAUCCUGGGAUGCGCCAUGCCCACUACCAGAUCUGGAAUGCGACCGGGUUCUUUCUUUGCACUACUUUGCAGACAACCUCACUGCCUGUCUGGUGCUGGAAGGAGGUGACAUUAUCAUUGUCCGUGAAGAGCCCCUCCCAGGCGAGGAUAAGAUUGAGAUUGUGGGUAGUGUUGAUGUCGGCAUCACAGCGGCUGCAUGGUCUCCGGAUGAGGAGCUGUUGGCCUUGACCACCAGAGCCAACACGUUCCUUUAUAUGACGAGGGAAUUUGAAAACGUUGCCGAAAUCACUUUCACGCAAGAGGACCUCCAAGCCUCGCAGCAUGUCUCCGUGGGCUGGGGAAAGCGCGAGACCCAGUUCCAGGGUAAACGCGCCAAAGCUCUUCGGGAUCCCACUGUCCCCGAGAAGGUGGACGAGGGAAAGCUAAGUAGCAGUGAUGACGGAAAGACGACCAUCAGCUGGCGUGGUGAUGGUGCAUAUGUCGCUGUGAACAGCAUCGAGGCUGGCGUCAGGCGUGCGAUCAGAGUUUACUCGAGAGAAGGAACCCUUGACAGCAUCAGUGAGCCUGUGGAUGGCCUGGAAGGUGCUCUCAGUUGGAGGCCUUCUGGUAAUCUUAUCGCGAGCAUCCAGCGACGCGAGGAUAGGAUUGAUGUGGUCUUCUUCGAAAGGAAUGGCUUGCGCCAUGGGGAGUUUACUCUCCGUCUCACCGAAGAAGAGCGCUCCACUUGGGCCUCGAACAUUCAUCUUAACUGGAAUGUUGACUCGACUGUACUUGCGGUGCAGUUUCACGACAAGAUCCAAUUCUGGACAACCGGGAACUACCAUUACUAUCUCAAGCAGGAGAUCCCAAUGGUAGUGAACCCCGAGUAUCCUUACCCGUUUGUCUUCAAAUGGCAUCAGGAGAAGGCCCUGCGAUUUAUUGCGGGUGCUUCAGGGUCGAUGUUGGAUGUGGACUUUGUUUUCGACGUAUCUCAAGGCUCUACCACCAGUCCAGAUGAUGUCGGCGCUGUCGCUGUCAUUGACGGAAAAACUCUGAAGUUGACCCCUCUGAGGCUGGCGGGAGUCCCUCCCCCAAUGGCUCAUAAUGAGUUGGCACUAGACUCGAACAUUGUUGACGUGGCCUUCAGCAAGUCAGGAACGCGGAUUGCUGUCCUUAUGAAGGAUUGCUUUUCCGUCUUCCUUUGGUCUCUCAAGACCAGGCCGGUCGUUGCGCCAAUCCUCGAGUCGAGCUAUCCGCUGUCAGAAACGACAGACAGCCGACCCCGGCAAAUCGCCUUUGCGAACGAGCAUGAAGUUUACAUUCUCUUAGACAAUGGCCCGAACAAUACCUAUAUCGAACGCACCGCUCUGGAAACACGUUCUACUCAGAUUGCGUAUCAGGCAGCGGACUCGGAGCAAGUCCUGUCAAUUUUCACGUCUCUGGGUCACGAUGCCUUGUGGUUUUCCCAUGUCAAAGCCCCUAACCAACCGAUUGGCUACUCCUAUAUCUCAAUGCCUUCUUCGAAUGAGUUCCAGGUUCAACCCUGGCUCGAAAGCCCGACUGUCGAUACCCACUGGGCCAAGGCGGUGCAGAUUUCUGAGGACGAGGUAAGCCCCUCAGGCAUUUGCGGUCUAUCAGUGGCUAAACUUUCCAAGACUAUCUUGGUGUCCAUGGCAAGAUCAGGUGCUCUGUAUGCCAACAAGCGGCUUCUCGCAAAGAAUUGCACUUCUUUCCUCGUUACGCCGGCCCAUAUCCUGUUCACAACUUCCCUACAUCUGAUCAAGUUCGUUCAUUUGACUACGGCGGAAGAGAUGGAUAUACCUCCGGACACACCCGAGACCGACGAACGGUGCAGAAGCAUUGAGCGUGGCGGACGUCUAGUAACAGUGAUGCCUACGACAUUUGCCGUCAUCUUGCAGAUGCCUCGUGGCAACCUUGAAACCAUCUACCCCAGAGCUCUUGUCCUGGCUGGCGUCAGAACCUUCAUUGACCGUAAGAACUACCGGGCUGCAUUCUUGACCUGUCGUAGUCAAAUGGUGGAUAUGAAUAUCAUCCACGACUAUGCCCCGGAGCAGUUCAUGGAGAACGUUCAGCUGUUCGUGGAUCAGGUGAAAAGAAUUGAUUUCAUCGAUGAGUUCAUCUCUCGUCUUAGUGAGGAGGACGUCUCCCAGACUCUCUACAAAGACACCCUGAAAGCGCCCAAGGCGGAUAUCGCGCAACCUGGACUUGUUGCAUCCGCACCCAAUAAGGGCAGCAAGGUCAACCGAAUCUGCGACGCCUUUUUGUCUACGCUGGAGAAGCGGUUGGAUACCAACCUGCACAACCUGAUUACUGCGCACGUCUGCAAGUCACCACCAGAUCUCGAGUCCGGCCUGCAACUGGUUGCACGCCUGAGAGAAAACACACCCGAACAGGCAGACGACGCAAUUGAACACAUGUGCUUCCUGACGGAUGCGAACCGUUUGUACGACAACGCACUGGGUCUCUACGACCUUGAACUCACGUUGCUCGUCGCCCAGCAAGCCCAAAGGGAUCCCCGUGAGUAUCUGCCCUUCUUGCGCAAGCUGCAGCAGCUACCCGAACUCCGUCGCCACUUCGAGAUCGACAACUACCUCGGACGGACCUCCAAGGCUCUCAAGCAUCUGCAUGCUCUCAACGCUCAUGACGAACUCCGGGCAUACACAAUCAAACAUGUCCUGUACAAGGAUGCCAUCGACCUGUACAAGUACCAGGCCGAGCAGCUCCGCGACACCACCCACCUUUACGCCGACUACCUAUUCGAUCGGUCUCAGUACAAGGAAGCAGGAAUCGCCUACGAAUCCCUCGAGCUCUACACCGACGCCUACAAAUGCUACCACCUGGCCCACCUCUGGCGCGAAUCCCUCUACUGCGCAAUGAUGGUCCCUCUCUCCGCCUCCGAGCUCGCCAACCACGCAACAACCCUAGCCAGCACCCUCACCGAAGAAUCAAAGGACUACAUCUCGGCGGCCCAAAUCCACGCCGACCACCUCCGCGACAUCCCCGCCGCGGCCCGUCUCCUCUGCCGGGGCUCUCGAUUCUCCGAAGCGACUCGUCUCCUCGCCCUCAACAACCACCAAGCCCUCAUCCCCGAGAUCGUCGACUCCGGUCUCGCCGACUCCAUGGGCUCCAUGACCGACCUCCUCGCCGACUUCCGCUCCCAACUCAACGCCCAAGUGCCCAGGAUCCGCGAACUACGUAUCCGCCGCGCCACCGACCCCCUCGCCUACUUCGGAGGCGACCCCACCAUGGGCGACGGCACCGGCGUCGACAUCCCGGACAACGUAUCCCUCGCGCCCACCGACGCCUCAACCCUCGCGGGCCGGAGUAUGUUCACCCGGUAUACCGGAAACACCGGGAAAACCGGCAAGACCAGCUCGUCGCGGCAUACGUCGAAGACGCGGAGGAAGGAGGAGCGGAAGCGCGCACGCGGUAAGAAGGGCACGGUGUAUGAGGAAGAGUACCUGGUGAAUAGUGUGCGACGACUGCUUGAGCGGGCGAAUUCGACGGUGAGCGAGGUGGAAGUCCUUGUUGAUGCGUUGUUGCGGAGGAAUAUGCGGGAGCGGGCGGCGGCGAUUGAGAAGGCCAUGCAGGAGGUGUUGAAGUUGUGUGCGGAGAGUCGGGAGGAGGUGUUUGGGGCUUUGGUGGAGACGGCGAAGGAAGGGGAGGAGGGUGAUGGGGAGAAUGCUGAUGUUGGGGCUGCGGCUGGAGCGGGAGAGGAGUUCCCUGGGGUUGGGGCUCGCGGAGGGCAGAGUGUGUUUUGGGAUAGUGUGACGGCUACGGCGAAUGUUGGGAAGGGUCGUGAGGUUCCGGCGGUUAAGGAGCUGAAGGUGUCUGCGCUGUUGAACUGAGGUUGUGCAUUUUACUGUUUUUGCGACGAGGUCAUUAAAAGUCAUAGAUUUGAAAUUAAGGGAAUCAGACAGCUAAUCUGGUUCAAUUAAAUGCUUAUAUGUGGCGUAUGGAGCAGGUAUUAAUAGCCCAAUUGGAAGUAUAUACGGAAUUGA
Molecule: messenger RNA, 4382 nt
Organism: Aspergillus ibericus CBS 121593
Lineage: Eukaryota; Fungi; Ascomycota; Eurotiomycetes; Eurotiales; Aspergillaceae
Product: Elongator subunit IKI3
Exons: 8
Coding region: 177-4229 (1350 amino acids)
Biological process (GO): tRNA wobble base 5-methoxycarbonylmethyl-2-thiouridinylation
Cellular component (GO): elongator holoenzyme complex; cytosol
Molecular function (GO): tRNA binding
Source: RefSeq, a predicted model, not a curated record